Molecule: messenger RNA, 1203 nt
Organism: Eutrema salsugineum
Lineage: Eukaryota; Viridiplantae; Streptophyta; Magnoliopsida; Brassicales; Brassicaceae
Product: probable pectinesterase 15
Exons: 5
Coding region: 1-1203 (400 amino acids)
Biological process (GO): cell wall modification
Molecular function (GO): pectinesterase activity
Source: RefSeq, a predicted model, not a curated record
AUGCCCACUAAAACGGUUUUAACCAGCCUAGUCAUAGCCCUUUUAUCCACCAUUCUUGCUCUCUACUCAGUCCUGUUGCCUUCCUCUCUCUCUUCUAUUGCUACAACUAUCAUAACCAAUUCUCAACUCGGAGAAUUAUCAAUAUAUUCAACAAUCUUUGGACACAUACACCAACACCAUCAUGUUCCAAUAAAGUGUUGUGAGAAAUGGGAGUCAAGGCUUACACGCAUGUACAGGGCUUCUCUUGUGUUGACUGUUGAUUUGCACGGUUGUGGUAACUUCAGCAGUGUCCAAAGCGCCAUUGAUUCUGUCCCUGAUUUAAGUCCUUCCAAAACUUUCAUUAUCGUAAAUUCGGGUGUUUAUAGGGAAAAAAUUACAGUCAAUGAGAACAAGACAAACAUUGUAAUGCAAGGAAGAGGAUAUCAAAAUACAUCCAUUGAAUGGAAUGACACAGCGAAAUCUACAGGAGGCACUGCCUAUAGUUUCUCUUUUGUUGUGUUUGCAGCUAACUUCACAGCUUACAAUAUCAGCUUCAAGAACAAUGCGCCAGAACCAGAUCCUGGUGAAGAUGAUGCACAAGCUGUAGCUCUAAGGAUUGAAGGAGACCAAUGUGCUUUUUAUGGAUGUGGAUUCUACGGUGCUCAAGAUACCCUUCUAGAUAAUAAAGGAAGACAUUUCUUCAAAAAUUGUUUCAUCCAAGGGUCUAUAGAUUUCAUAUUUGGCAAUGGAAGAUCACUCUAUCAGGAUUGUACAAUUAACUCGAUAGCAAAGGAGAAUACAACAGGAGUUAGCGGAUCUAUCACGGCUCAUGCAAGGCAGACAGAAGAUGAACAGACAGGAUUCUCUUUCGUGAAUUGUAAGAUAGAUGGAAGUGGGAAAGUGUGGCUUGGACGAGCUUGGGGAGCCUAUGCUACCAUAGUGUUCUCGAACACCUACAUGUCUGGAAUCAUCACUCCAGAAGGUUGGAAUAAUUGGGGAGAUCCGAGCAGAGAAAAGACAGUGAUUUUUGGAGAGCAUAACUGCUAUGGAGAAGGAGCAAAUUACAAAGGGAGAGUAUCUUACGGGAAACAAUUAACAGAUUCUGAAGUAUCUUCAUUCACGGACAUUUCUUACAUAGAUGGAGACCAGUGGCUAAAUCAAUCUAACACACUCUCCGAACAUAUAUCUGAAGACCAUAGAGAUGAGCUUAUUGGAUUUUACUAA